Dissoconium aciculare CBS 342.82 is the source of this 2293-nucleotide messenger RNA. RefSeq lists its product as uncharacterized. Gene Ontology annotation, biological process: protein peptidyl-prolyl isomerization. The coding region runs from base 254 to 2164 and encodes 636 amino acids. The transcript has a single exon. NCBI's taxonomy places the organism in Eukaryota, Fungi, Ascomycota, Dothideomycetes, Mycosphaerellales, Dissoconiaceae. Gene Ontology annotation, molecular function: peptidyl-prolyl cis-trans isomerase activity; protein binding. The record is from RefSeq and is a predicted model, not a curated record.
CGUUAACCUCCGGGUCUGCCCUUGUUUCGUUCCAUCCUUUACGAUACUGUACAGUAUCACUAUGUGCACCUGGCGGCUGCAUUACUAGCGGCUGCAGCCAGUUAAUGAACCGUUCCUGGAACCGUCCUCACGUGUGUUGCGACAAUACUGCAUUCCGCGACCCUCACAAACAUUGAUGUGCUGAUCGUAAUAAUAUUCACGAAAACAUUCAGCAGGGAACGUCGAAGUACAUUCCCGUCCGCCCUUUUGCAACAUGGCCGAGGAAACUCCUGCGCUUGAGCAAGGCGUGAAGAGAACGCAUGCGGAAUUCGCAGAUGGUCAACCAAUUGUCGCCGCAGCCGGCGCGUCAGAUGAAAGCGAUUCCGACGAUGACAUUGGGCCAGCCUUGCCUUCGUCAGAGGCGCCGAAGAAGAAGCGCAAGAGGCUGCCGUACGAAAAGCUCUACAUUGCAGCUUUGCCGUCAGCUCCCAGAUACUCCAAAUCGUUGAUGCACAAGGAACAAUUGUCCUUCUGUACGAUAACACCGCAUACGGAUUUCCUCAUCACCAGCUCGAUAGACGGCUAUGUCAAAUUCUGGAAAAAGGUGGCAGGAGGGAUUGAGUUCGUCAAAGAAUUCAAGGCGCACAAUGAUGAGAUCGCGAGUGUGACGGUCAGCGUGGAUGGGCGGAGUUAUGCGACAGCAGGCGCGGAUAACACCAUCAAGAUAUUUGACGUGUCCACAUUCGAUUUACUUGCUAUCUUGGAGCCUGAGUUUCCGCUGAAAUGCAUCUGCUUUGUACAUGGACAAAUGUCAUCGUUGCCUCUACUUGCCGUCUCCAGUGCGGCUGACGGUAGCAUCGUGCUCUUUGAUGGUCGAGGUGAAAACACGAAACCGCUGCAUACGAUCCAGGCUCUUCAUCGCAAGCCGGUCCAUGUAAUGGCAUAUAACAAUCAGUAUGAUUGUGUUGUUUCUGCUGAUGAGGGUGGCAUGCUCGAAUAUUGGCGACCCUCAGGAUCAUAUGAGAAGCCGGACAACGUCUUUGAGAUGAAGAGCAGCACGUCCCUGUUCGAGUUCAAGAAGGCCAAGUCGGUUCCAUAUUCUAUAACAAUCUCCCCAGACGGCUCACAAUUUGCAACAUUCUCAUUUCCAGACCGCAAGGUACGGGUCUUCACAUUCGCCACAGGCAAAUUGUAUCGUACAUACGAUGAGAGCAUCACCACUUUGACCGAGAUGCAGCAAGCAGGAACGCUGAGUAGUGAUCCACUGGAUGCGAUCGACUUUGGCCGGCGUAUCGCGGUGGAGCGCGAGCUGGAAAACCCUUUCGUUCGAUCACGAGUCAACGUCAUAUUCGAUGAAAGCGGGCACUUCAUUCUGUAUGGAAGCAUUCUCGGUACAAAAGUCAUCAACACACUUUCGAAUCGGGUAGUCAAGGUGUACGGGCGCGAAGAAACCUUUCGACCCGUUCACCUCGCGCUGUAUCAAGGACAGCCCGACAAGAAAGGUGUUGUGACAGUACAGAUGGCUGCGUCCGACAAUCCUCUCCUGGCCGAAGCAGAAGCUCGAGAUGCGAUGCUUGUCACUACAGGCUCCGCCAAGGUACGCUUUUACAUGUUCACCAACGAAGACAACGUAUCAAAAUCAGAUCGGGACAUUCACAACGAAAAGCCUCGAGUUCUGGGAUCCAAUGCAAAAACAGAAGAGGUCAAGAACGAUCGAUUUGCGACAUCCGCGACAAUCCACACGACCAUGGGCGACAUACACAUCCGAAUGUUUCCCCAGUACGCGCCAAAGGCCGUGGAAAACUUCACUGUACACGCGCGAGCGGGAUAUUAUAACGGAAUCAUCUUCCAUCGUGUCAUCCGCAAGUUCAUGAUCCAAACAGGUGAUCCACUUGGGGAUGGUACUGGCGGCGAGUCGAUCUGGGGUAAAGAGUUCGAAGAUGAGUUCACGCCGCAGCUACGGCACGAUAAACCGUACACGGUCAGCAUGGCCAAUGCAGGCCCGGGAACCAAUGCCAGUCAAUUCUUCAUCACCACGGCGCAGACCGACUGGUUAGAUAACAAGCAUACCAUCUUUGGGAGAUGUGUCAAGGGGAUGGAUGUCGUUCAUUUGAUCGAGAAUACCAAGGUCUGGCAGGAGAGGCCGGUUGAAGACAUCAAAAUCAUCAAUAUCACGCUUGGAUAGGAGCGUGUUUGAGAAGUGGAUGGGAUUUAUUGGGAGCAUGACAAAUAGUAACGCACCCCAUCCAUUCGCCGCGUUCAAAUGAACGGUAAUACUCGAAUGUUAGCCCCAUUCGCGCAACGAUACCCAUGC